Cucumis sativus (cucumber) is the source of this 3334-nucleotide messenger RNA. RefSeq lists its product as uncharacterized. Gene Ontology annotation, cellular component: nucleus. Gene Ontology annotation, molecular function: protein serine/threonine kinase activity; ATP binding. Lineage: Eukaryota; Viridiplantae; Streptophyta; Magnoliopsida; Cucurbitales; Cucurbitaceae. The transcript has 15 exons. Bases 175 to 3135 code for a protein of 986 amino acids. The record is from RefSeq and is a predicted model, not a curated record. Gene Ontology annotation, biological process: mitotic DNA damage checkpoint signaling; protein phosphorylation.
AUUCACCAUUUCCCGCUCCUAUCGCUUCGCUUCACUUCACUCUCUUCCCAUUCUCUCUAGCCCUAAUCUCAUUCUCUUUUUUCUUCAUCUUUUUCCAGAUCUGAGGUUUAGAUAUGAGAUAUGAGAUUUGGGGACUUCGGUAUGUUGUGUGAUUGAUCUUAUUCUUCACAACUAAUGGCUGAUUAUUUUCGUUUUGAUCCGAGUGAGUAUAGUCUUCAUACUACUGUUGAGCUGCAGAAAGCUUGGUAUUUGUUCACGAUAUUGUUGGAUAUUGGUCGUCCUGCUUCUCUGGAAGAACUUGCUGCGAGAUGCGAAUUGUUCAGUGCUACGGCUUGUAUGGUUCGGUAUCUGUGUGAAAUUCCUGAUUCUCCUAUCUGUUUGGGGGAUGAUGCUCUUGUUUACAUUUCUAUUGUUGCGAUCUCUGCUAUGGGGCGGUAUUUUUCGAAGGCUAGUAGUGGAUGGGAUUUUUCUAGACGGGGUUUUGGAGUUAUAGACUCGAAUAGGUUCUGCGGUAGGGAUGUUAAAACGUACUCGCGGAAACGAAGAAGAUCAGUAUUGGAUUCUGAAGGACCUUUUUAUGGGAAAAAGAUUUUAACUUCGACUUCUGGAAUUGCUGUUGUAGGGAAUGAAAGUUGUAUUCCAAUAACUAGGAGGGUUUCUCAUAAUUUUGCUAAGGUACCUGCUGACUAUGUGACUCUCACCAGUUUAAAUUCGCUGACAGUUGAUUUGCCUUUUGAAAAACUUGAAAUGGGACAUUUGGAUGUAAAAGUUGAUGAAGUGCCCGACUCUCUUAGUUAUGCUGAUUCUCCAAAAUUUUUGAUGUGUCAUGCUCGAGAAAUGAGAGCUGGUAUUGCUGCUCAAGCAAGUAAAACUAUCGUUAAAGAUAAUGUUGGCCCUUUAAGUGAGAAUGCCUAUGAUCAUCACAUGCACGAAGUCCAAAAACGCUCAAGUAUGCCUAAUUUAAUGCACACAGACAGAGGAAUGUCAUAUAACUUUGAUCUUUCUUUGGGUGCAUCGUGUAGCUCCACAAACGCCCUUUUUUAUGACAAAAACUACAAUAUACAACCUUAUGUUCAACCGCUCGAGGUCAACAAAGGGAUUUGCACUAGGUAUCUUUCUAAUAUUUUGGAAUGGAAGGUAGAAGAUGAGAAAAAUAAGAUCUGUGAAAUGCAGAAUUGCUUGGAGUACACUAAAACAACAGAGAACCAUCUUGUUCAUUUGGAAGGGCACACAGUCAUUGGUGAAGCAGAAAGAAACUUCCUAGACUUGAAAAAGGAAGUAAGUAUAUCAAGCAUGGUUGGAGAUGAUAUAUUCAGGAAGGAAGAAACUCAUAUUCCCUGUUCCAUAGCUGAACAACUAUGUAAUGAGGAGCCACAUGUCAAGACCUUGGGGGAAGUAGAUGGAUCACAAAUAUGUACUCUAUCUCCUGAGGAAAUUCUCAUGGAGUCUGCAGUCAAUAAGAAGGUUUCCCAAUCUGUCAAGCAGCAAAACCGAAAUAUCAAUUUUCAUAAACUGAUGUCUAAGGUGCAGAAGUUCAAGAAGAAUUCAAAUGGUAGUGUGCACAUUAAGGAAAAUCCUUUGGACCCUACCAGUUCUUCUAUGAAGUUGGAGAAAACAUCAUUUCCUCAGUUUGAGUCUUUCAUUGUUGAGGAAGAAGAAGGUUCUGGUGGCUAUGGAACUGUUUACAGGGCUCGGAGAAAAAAAGAUGGCAAACGGAUAGCUAUCAAAUGUCCCCAUGUCAAUGCUCACAGACACAAUGUAAACAAUGAGCUAAAAAUGCUCGAGCGGUUUGGGGGAAGGAACUUCAUAAUCAAGUAUGAAGGGUCUAUUAGUAGUGGCAACAGCGAGUGCUUAAUUCUGGAACAUGUCGAACAUGACAGACCUGAGGUUCUGAAGAAAGAAAUUGAUAUAGUUCGGCUACAGUGGUAUGGUUUCUGCUUGUUUAGGGCUUUGGCAUAUCUGCAUAAGCAGGGGGUUAUGCACAGAGACGUAAAGCCUGGUAACUUCCUAUUCUCUAGAAAACAGAACAAAGGUUACCUCAUUGAUUUUAACCUUGCCAUGGAUUUACAGCAGAAGUACUCUGUAGCAAGUAAGCUUCAUUGUGACACUCCAGCAGUUAAAGAAAAGAAGGAUGUCAGAGGUUCUGUAUCUCUCACCGGGGGAGAAACAGGAAAAUCUAAGCAACCUGGCGAACACGAAAAGAACUUGAAAAGGAGAGUUUAUGUACCCUUGAAACAAUAUCCAAAUAUGCGUGGUGGGAGUGCAGUUCGAAGCCAGGGUGCAGAUGGAUCAGGUGUAACCUCUGCAAAGGAUGUAACAAGUGCUAGGACGUUUUCCACAGAAAAGAUGAGGGAGCCUCUUCCAUCUCAAGGAAGAAAGGAACUGCUAAGUUUGGUACAAAAUGCAUUACGAAAUGCAGACCUUGCUACCCAAAAUAGCUCUGAUCUACGAAGAAAAAGAAUAGCUGCUCCUCAAGCCAAGGAAGACAAUAGCAUUAUACAUCCAAGUCCAAUGCUGGUCCACUGCACUGGCAUUUCUGUACCUGCUCCCAGGUUACUAAGAACUAAAGGAGAUGCAAAACGUAAAAGAGAGGGUUCUUGUGCUGGGACUAAGGGGUUUCGAGCUCCAGAGGUCCUAUUCAGAUCCCUACAUCAAGGUCCUCAGGUCGAUGUCUGGUCUGCUGGCGUUACUCUUCUCUAUCUAAUGGUUGGAAGAAGUCCUUUUACUGGAGACCCUGAACAGAACAUAAAAGACAUUGCUAAACUGAGGGGCAGUGAAGAUUUAUGGGAGGUGGCCAAAUUACAUGAUCGUGAAUCUUCUUUUCCAGGGGAAUUGUUUAACAUAAAAUCUUUCCCACCUAUGGAUUUGCAAAGUUGGGUUAAGGCUCACACAAAGCGACCGGAUUUUGUCAAGCUCAUCCCGAGAUCACUAUUCGAUCUGGUAGAUAAGUGCCUCACAGUUAAUCCAAGGCAAAGGAUUACUGCAGAUGAAGCUCUAAAGCAUGAAUUCUUCAUCCCAUGCUACGAGAGGCUUCGGAAGCAGAAAAUGCUUCGACGAGGUUCUAGCUCCACCUCUGCCAAUGUCUUGGGAGAACGCGAAAAGGUUCUUGGACAGCCAUUUGAGGUCUCAAGAUGAAUACAAAAUUUUCAAGGUUUUGAUAUUCAAUUCCCCUCUGAAACUGUAUAUGUCUUUAGAUGAUAUUGAUAUCGAAUGUAUGUUCAUGCCAUUUUGUUAACUUUGUAACAAAAGAUAUAUAAUUAGCAGAAAGCAAUGUGUAUACAUAUACUUUUGAAUUAGUUAAAGAAAUAGCAAAGCUCCUUGACUACAUUCUUUC